UUGGUUUUGUUGUUUAGUUUCGUUGUUAAGGUGAUUUCUUUAUUCAUUCUAGAACGGUUUUACAAGUGUUCAAUAUUUCAUUCUUUAAAAGGAAGAAUCAGUGUCAUCGGCAGAAGAGUGGACGUGCUUUGUGUGUGUUGAGGUGUUGGAAAUGUCCCAGGAUUGAAGCUAAGUCGAGGCAGGUGCCUGCCGACUAACCUACCUUAAGAGACCUUACAAGACUCCGCCUACAGUGUUGUGUGUGUGUUUUUUUUUUUAAAGCCUGAAACCAUGAAGCAGGCUGAAGAGAAACUAGGAACCUGCGGACAAACCACAACAUUGGAUGCACGAUACGAUUUGCCCAAGUUCGUGGGCUCCUUGAACAACGUCACCAUCGCCGUGGGACGGGAGGCGCUGCUGACGUGCGUCGUGGAGAACCUGUCAAAUUACAAGGUGGCGUGGCUGCAGGUGGACACGCAGACCAUCCUGACGAUCCACGGCAGCGUCAUCACCAAGAACCACCGCAUCAAGGUGACGCAGACGGACCAGCGCACGUGGCAACUGCACAUCCGCGACGUACGCGAGACGGACCGCGGCUACUACAUGUGCCAGCUCAACACGGACCCCAUGAAGAGCCAGCAGGGCUACCUGGAGGUCGUCGUGCCGCCCAACAUCCUGGACGACUACCACACGAGCACGGACAUGGUGGAGCGCGAGGGCCACAACGUGUCGAUGCGCUGCGAGGCCACGGGGUCGCCGCCGCCAGUCAUCAUCUGGCGCCGCGAGGACGGCAAGAAUAUCAAGCUGGGCAACGGCCUCGAAGAAUCGAGCUUUGAGGGAUCGCUGCUCACGAUCCACCGCGUGGACCGCCUGUCCAUGGGCGCCUACCUCUGCAUCGCGUCCAACGGGGUGCCGCCGUCCGUCAGCAAACGACUCAAGCUCAUUGUACAUUUUCCUCCCAUGAUCACAAUCCCAAACCAGCUCGUCGGAGCAGUACAGGGUCAAAAUCUGACGCUGGAGUGCAUCUCUGAAGCUUUCCCGAAAUCCAUCAACUACUGGACCAGGAACGGUGAAAUUGUCACAGCCGGUCCUCGGCACGAGCCCACCGUGUACGACAAGGACUACACAAUCACGAUGAGACUCCACAUCAGGAAUGUCCAAAAGAUUGACUUCAAUUCUUACAAAUGUGUCUCGAAAAACAACCUGGGCGAGACGGAUGGUCUCAUUCAAGUGGAAGAAAUACUCCAGCCUUCUACGCCGAUGACCACGUCCAGACCAUCUCACUCAACGCAUCGAAAGGGUAAGAAAGGGACCCGCAAGGAGAGUCGGAACGACAACGAAGUGCACCCAGAAAACGACAAUACUUCAGAAAAGUACCGCGGUGACUUGAAGCGGACCGACGCGGACCUGACAGCGAGGGGUGGGGCGCACUCCAAGGCUGCCUUCUCUUCCGGGACGCCACGGACCUCGCAAUUCCUCAAUGGUAUCGCGUUGAGUCUCAUUUCCAGUGUAUCCCUGGUUGUGCUCAGAUGUUCCAUUUAAGUUUUAAGUCAGAAUGGCCCACCACAAAUCUCCACUGCCCUGUCAGGUGAAAUGAAAAACUAAGGGGUAAACUCAAUAACGUUGUAAUGGACUGGUUUGUUUAAAAACAAAAGCCCCAGUGGAAAGCUUAUUGGUUCUGCUACCGCCGCCUGGGAGGUAGGCAACACAAGGCACCGGUGUGCAACAGGUUGCCUAUCCUCGGGUUUGCAGGCGCUCGUCAGGAACUGUCCCUGUUUUACAUAUCUUCCAGUUUUUGUUGUUUCAAAGUGUUGGCGCACGCACAUAGAAAACAAAUUGUGUUACUUUAAGGCAGUUCUUGAGAUUAAUUGGAUUACUGUAUGUGUGUUUAACGAAAGAAUGUACGAAACAGUCAGAAUGUGCUUCCUUUAUAGGUUGAAUAAUUAAAAUAGCAGCAAAGUUUUAUAAAAUUUCAUCCUUGCAUUAUUUAAUAAAACACAUUCGCAUAA
Thrips palmi is the source of this 1988-nucleotide messenger RNA. RefSeq names its product lachesin (gene DIP-eta). The transcript is spliced from 10 exons. Gene Ontology annotation, cellular component: neuron projection. Bases 271 to 1521 code for a protein of 416 amino acids. NCBI's taxonomy places the organism in Eukaryota, Metazoa, Arthropoda, Insecta, Thysanoptera, Thripidae. The record is from RefSeq and is a predicted model, not a curated record.